AUGUCGUCACCAACUAACGAUAAUAAUUCAUAUAAAACUCAAGAAUAUUGGAAUGAAAGAUAUUCAAAAGAAGAAACAUUCGAUUGGUUUAAAACUUACAAAGAUCUAUCGCCUUUGUUUAAGAAACAUUUACUUGAUGAGAAUGUUUCGAUAUUAAUGCUAGGAUGUGGAAAUUCAAAUAUGUAUGAUGAUGGAUAUUGUAAUAUAACAAAUGUUGAUUUCUCGAAUAUUGUAAUUGAUAAUAUGAAAGAAAAAAAUAAACAUAGAUCAAAGAUGUCAUGGUUGGUGAUGGAUGUUAGAGAUUUAAAGAUGUUAAAGGACGAUGAGUCAUUUGAUGUUGUGAUUGAUAAAGGUACAAUGGAUGCGUUGAUGUGCGAUGAAGGUGAUGUUUGGAAUCCUAAACCUGAAGUAAUUGAAAAUGUUGGCAAAGAAGUGGAUCAAGUUGUUAGGUAA
Molecule: messenger RNA, 453 nt
Organism: Entrophospora sp. SA101
Lineage: Eukaryota; Fungi; Glomeromycota; Glomeromycetes; Entrophosporales; Entrophosporaceae
Source: the annotation of a GenBank genome assembly